Trichomonas vaginalis G3 is the source of this 6291-nucleotide messenger RNA. RefSeq lists its product as uncharacterized. Lineage: Eukaryota; Parabasalia; Trichomonadida; Trichomonadidae. The transcript has a single exon. The record is from RefSeq and is a predicted model, not a curated record. The coding region runs from base 1 to 6291 and encodes 2096 amino acids.
AUGGACUCUCAGGCAGCGCCGAAACGAAGAAUACAUUUGUUUCGUCAGAAACAAAACAUAGAUUGGGGGUUCAAUCCAGAUCCCUUCAAGAUACCGCCAGACAUGGCGGACUGUGUUGUAACGCGUAAUCCUGUUUUGUCUGUUUUACAGAAUCAGCAGCGCCAAAUCACUAACGAACCAUACAUUCCUAAACAAGAGACACCAGCACCAUUAAAUGCUUCUGUUUCUCAAAAUCAGCAAUUAACAAUUAACAAUUCUGCAUCUAAUAUCGCUGUCCAACAAAAAUCUGAACAACCUGCAGGUCAAGAUAAUAAAUUAUCCACUAUUGGCCAAUUUCCAAGUAUUGAAAAUAAAGAUGCAAAUAAUCAAACAGCUCCAACAAUAUCAUUAUCACUCAAGAAUCCUCUUAAGCCAGCUGAUAACUUACUUGCUAAAUCAGGCCAAGAAAAUGAAAAUAAGGCCGAGUCAAAUACAGAUUCGAAGCCAAAGCUUACUGCAAUGAACAACCAAUUUAGCUUGAAGCCAUCUACACCAAACUCUGAGGCGAAACCAGCAAUCGGAGGAAACGGUCUUGGAUUAGGAAUGAAACUUUCUUCUUCAAAGCCAUUAUCUAACAUUUCCGAAGCAGCUCAAGACAAACCAGCUACAGGCGGUCUUUCAUUGAAGCUUCCUUCUUCAAAGCCAUUAUCAAAUAUCCAAGCUGCUUCUGAAGAGAAAUCGCAACCAUCUACAGGACUGAAACUUGGCAUGAAGUUACCUUCAAACCAAGCUUCAGAAGAAAAACCUAAACUUGGCUUGAACCUUCCUAAAUCUCCUUCUAAUUCAACAGAAGAGAAACCUAAACUUGGCUUGAACCUCGGUAAAUCUCCAUCUACAGAAGAAAAACCUAAGCUUCAAUUAGGUGGAAUCAAAAUCGGACAGACACCAUCUAAUUCAACAGAAGAGAAACCAAAAUUAGGAUUAAAUCUUCCUAAAUCUCCAUCAACAGAAGAAAAGCCAAAGUUAAGUUUGAACCUUGGUAAAUCUCCUUCUACAGAAGAAAAGCCAAAACUUUCUCUAAAUCUUGGUAAAUCUCCUUCUAAUCAAUCAACAGAAGAAAAACCAAAAUUAGGAUUAAAUCUUCCUAAAUCUCCAUCAAGUCAAACUUCUGAAGAAAAGCCAAAGUUAAGUUUGAACCUUGGUAAAUCUCCUUCAAAUCAGUCUACAGAAGAGAAACCAAAACUUCAAUUAGGUGGAAUCAAACUCGGACAGACACAAUCAAAUCAAAAAUCAGAAGAGAAACCAAAACUUCAAUUAGGUGGAAUCAAACUCGGACAGACACAAUCAAAUCAAAAAUCAGAAGAGAAACCGAAAUUAAGCUUAAAUCUUGGAAAACCAUCAACAGAAGAGAAACCAAAACUUUCUCUAAAUCUUGGCAAAUCUCCUUCUAAUCAAUCUACAGAAGAAAAACCAAAGCUAGGAUUUAAUCUUCCUAAAGCUCCAUCAAAUCAAACAGAAGAAAAACCAAAAUUAGGAACAGGUGGAAUUUCAUUGAACUUAGGAAAUAAACCACAAUCAGAAGAGAAACCAAAACUUUCAUUAGGUGGAAUUAAACUCGCACAAUCUCCAUCAAAUUCAAAUGAAGAAAAACCAAAACUUUCUCUAAAUCUUCCUAAAUCUCCAUCAAAUCAAUCAACAGAAGAGAAACCAAAGCUUCAACUUGGUGGAAUUAAAUUAAACUUAGGAAAUAAACCACAGACAGAAACACAAACAGAAGAGAAGCCAAAACUCCAAUUAGGAGGCAUCAAAUUAGGUCAAUCUCCUUCUAAUUCAACAGAAGAGAAGCCAAAACUUCAAUUAGGAGGAAUCAAACUAAACUUAGGAAGUAAACCACAAACAGAAGAGAAACCAAAGCUUCAAUUAGGUGGAAUCAAAUUAGGAACAGGUGGAAUUUCAUUGAACUUAGGAAAUAAACCACAAUCAGAAGAGAAACCAAAACUUCAACUUGGUGGAAUCAAACUCGGUAAUUCUCAACCAAAUCAACCAUUGGAAAAACCAAAGUCAGGAAUUAAUCUCAACUUAGGAAAAUCUCAACCUUCUUCUGAAGAGAAACCAAAACUUGGAUUGAAUCUCGGUAAAUCUCCAUCAAAUUCAACAGAAGAGAAACCGAAAUUGGGAACAGGCGGAAUUUCAUUAAACUUAGGAAAUAAACCACAAACAGAAGAGAAACCAAAACUUUCUCUAAAUCUUCCUAAAUCUCCAUCAAAUCAAAAUCAAUCAACAGAAGAAAAACCAAAACUCCAAUUAGGAGGAUUGAAAUUAAACUUAGGAAAUAAACCACAGACAGAAACACAAACAGAAGAGAAACCAAAGCUUCAACUCGGUGGAAUUAAAUUAAACUUAGGAAGUAAAUCACAGACAGAAGAGAAACCUAAAUUCCAAUUAAGAGGAAUCAAAUUAGGUCAAUCUCCUUCUAAUUCAACAGAAGAAAAACCAAAGCUUUCAUUAGGUGGUAUCAAACUUGCACAAUCUCCAUCAAAUGAAGAGAAGCCAAAACUUUCUCCAAAUCUUCCUAAAUCUCCAUCAAAUCAACAAACAGAAGAAAAGCCAAAACUCCAAUUAGGUGGACUGAAAUUAAACUUAGGAAGUAAAUCACAGACAGAAGAAAAGCCAAAACUUAGUGAAGGCGGAAUCAAAUUAGGAAAUGUUUCUUCAAGUCAAACUUCUGAUGAAAAACCAAAACUUGGUUUAGGAGGAAUUUCUCUUAACUUCGGAAAUAAACAGCAAACAGAAGAAAAACCAAAAUUAUCUUCAUCACAAAACGUUGAGAAACCAACACUUGGAUUAGGUGGAAUCACAUUAGGGCAACAAACAUCAGAAGAGAACAAACCAAAACUUGGAUUAAAUCUUCCUAAAUCAAAUCAAACAGAAGAAAAACCGAAAUUAGGAACAGGUGGAAUUUCACUAAACUUAGGAAAUAAACCACAAUCAGAAGAGAAACCAAAGCUUCAAUUAGGUGGAAUUAAACUCGCACAUUCUCCAUCAAAUCAAUCAACUGAAGAGAAGCCAAAACUUUCUUUAAAUCUUGGUAAAUCUCCAUCAAAUCAAUCAACUGAAGAGAAGCCAAAACUUGGAUUGGGAGGACUGAAACUAAACCUUGGAAAUCAUCUCCAAUCAGAUGAAAAACCAAAGUUCAGUCUUGGAGGAAUGAAACUCGGAAAAGUUCCUUCAAACGAAUCACAAGAGCCACCGAAAUUCACUCUAAACAUUCCUAAACUUCCUUCAAACCAAGCUGAACAAAAUGAUGGAAAACCAAAGCUUGGAUUAGGCGGAAUCUCUUUGAAUCUUUCGCAGAAGAAAGAAGAAAAUGAAGAGAAGCCAAAACUCGGAAUUGCUCCAAAACCAAUUCAAUCAAAUCAAAAUAAAAUUGAAGAAAAACCAAAAGUGACAAAUUCUGUCACAAAAACAGAGGAAAAAGCAAUUUCCGCACCAGGAGUCAAGCUUGAUUUAAAGCUUCCUAAGAAAGGAUUUGGAUUAAUGAGACAACCAUCUAAAUCAUUAGAAGUUUCAAAUGAUUCUGAACAACAAAAUUUGUCAAGUUUCGGACAAAUCCACGUAACUCUUCCAGAAAAGAAAGAAGAGAACCAACCAUUGUCUAGCUUUGGUCAGAUCCAUGUAACUCUUCCAGAGAAAACACAAAAGAAAGAAGAGAAUCAGCCAUUAUCCUCUUUCGGACAAAUUCAUGUAACAUUGCCUCAAAAAGGUCAAAAUGAAAAAGUGACAGAACAAAAAGUGACAGAUGAAAAAUCGUUAUCCUCAUUUGGACAAAUACAUGUAACAAUUCCAGAGAAACUAGCAAAUAAACAAGAAGAAAAGCCACUUUCUACAUUUGGACAAAUUCACGUUUCAAUUCCUGAAAAAACACAAAAACAAGAAGAAAAAAUUUCCAGUUUUGGACAAAUCCAUGUUUCAAUUCCUGAAAAACUCCAGAAACAAGAAGAAAAGACAUCAUCAUUUGGCCAAAUACAUGUAACAAUUCCUGAAAAACUCCAGAAACAAGAAGGAAAAUCAGUAAUAGAUAAACUUCCAGAAAAAACACAGGAAUUAAUUAAAAACAUGCCUUCAGAAAUAAAUGUCAAGAUUCCAGAACAAGUUCACUCACAACAAAAUAAUCCAUUAGUUCCUUUGGGUGUUUCCUUAAAUGAUGUUGCUAAAUCCCAAAAUCCAACACAAAAUAAACCAGAUUUAAGUUCAUUGAAACCACCACAAAAAUCAGAAGAAAACAAACCAUCAUUAGGACUUAAAUUACCAAAUAAACCUAAUUUCAGUUCAUUAAAACCACCACAGAGUCAAACAGAAUCAAAACCAAAUAAUUUAAGUUCAUUGUUACCUCCAAAACAAACAUUAGGACUUAAACUUCCAACUUCAUCUAAUUCAGGUCUUAAAUUACCAAUUAAACUUCCAAACCAAAACCAAAACCAAAACCAAGAAGCUAAAGAAGUUAAAGAAACUAAAGAAGUUAAAGCUAAAGAAGAACCAAAGAAAGAACUUGGCUUCAAGUCCGAUUUCAAGAUCGAAGGUGCAAGUUUCAAAGGCAUCAAUCUUAGUUCAUCAGGCAAAUUCGAAGUUCCAAGUGGUAAAAGUUUUGAUGACAUGAUCAAACAAAAAGUUAAUAAAGCAGAAGAAAACAAACCAAAAUUCAGUUUGAACUUGAACUUAAAUUUGAACAAUAAAACACCACUUUCUAAUGCACCAAAACCAAUUGCACUUUCUCUUUCAAAUGAUGGAAAGAAACCAAGUUUGGCCGGAUUAAAUAUUAGCAAAGGAUCAUCUCUUGCAUCUGUAUCAAUCAACGCAUUGCACAAAUCAGGAGAUGACGUUCCAAAACUCGCUCUUUCCAUUGACAAACUUAGAAAGGAACCUCCGCCACCUCCUACUCCUCCUGCUGUGACUAAAUCAGCUCUUGCAACAGAGAAAGAGAUAAGAGAAUCAUCAAUUGCUGAUGUAACUCCUUUGGCAAUGAUUACUAAGAUAAAUUCAGCUAAGAAACCUGAUUUCAGUGCAUUGAAACCAAAUCUAGGAAACAAACAACAGAGUUCUUCUUCUAAUGAACAAAAACCACUCAACAAACCUAAUUUUAGUGCAUUAAAACUACCACAGAAAUCAGAAGAAACAAAACCAAAUAACUUAAGUUCAUUGUUACCUCCAAAACAAACAUUAGGACUUAAACUUCCAACUUCAUCUAAUUCAGGUCUUAAAUUACCAAUUAAACUUCCAAACCAAAACCAAAACCAAGAAGCUAAAGAAGCUAAAGAAGUUAAAGAAUCUAAAGAAGUUAAAGCUAAAGAAGAACCAAAGAAAGAACUUGGCUUCAAGUCCGAUUUCAAGAUCGAAGGUGCAAGUUUCAAAGGCAUCAAUCUUAGUUCAUCAGGCAAAUUCGAAGUUCCAAGUGGUAAAAGUUUUGAUGACAUGAUCAAACAAAAAGUUAAUAAAGCAGAAGAAAACAAACCAAAAUUCAGUUUGAACUUGAACUUAAAUUUGAACAAUAAAACACCACUUUCUAAUGCACCAAAACCAAUUGCACUUUCUCUUUCAAAUGAUUCAAACAAAGGACAAGUGCAAGGUGCAUUGACAAUUAAACCAAUUCCUCUUUCAAAAGGAGAUAAACCAAAAGCAGAUUUUCAGUCACUUAAAUUAGGAAAAUCUCUUUCAAAUCCAACACAAAAUAAACCAGAUUUAAGUUCAUUGAAACCACCACAAAAAUCAGAAGAAAACAAACCAUCAUUAGGACUUAAAUUACCAAAUAAACCUAAUUUCAGUUCAUUAAAACCACCACAGAGUCAACCAGAGUCAAAACCAAAUAAUUUAAGUUCAUUGUUACCUCCAAAACAAACAUUAGGACUUAAACUUCCAACUUCAUCUAAUUCAGGUCUUAAAUUACCAAUUAAACUUCCAAACCAAAACCAAAACCAAGAAGCUAAAGAAGUUAAAGAAACUAAAGAAGUUAAAGCUAAAGAAGAACCAAAGAAAGAACUUGGUUUCAAGUCCGAUUUCAAGAUCGAAGGUGCAAGUUUCAAAGGCAUCAAUCUUAGUUCAUCUGGUAAAUUCGAAGUUCCAAGUGGUAAAAGUUUUGAUGACAUGAUCAAACAAAAAGCGAAAACAGAACAACCAAAAACAGAAGAAAACAAGCCAAAACUUCAGUUGAACCUUAAUGGAAAUGGUCUUCCGAAGCCUGGACUUCCAAAACCUCUGCCUUUCAACAAGCCAGGUAUUCAGAGGUUGAAUUUCUCUGCUAUUAAUUUAAAGAAAUAA